CUUCACUGCUCCUCAAACCUCCAAAAGCAGAACUGGAGCCAGAGCCUUCAGCUAUACAGCCCCUCUCCUGUGGAACCAUCUUCCAGUCUCGGUCCACGAGGCAGACACUCUCUCUGUGUUGAAGAGGGACUUACCUUCGAAAAGCAGAUCAGCUCAGUUGUGAGGGUGAGUUUUUUUCAACUAAGGCUCCUGAGUAGGGUGAAGCCAUUCCUGUCCCGGGCAGAUUUGGAAAAGGCGGUCCACGCUUUCAUCAGCUCGAGGACUGACUACUGCAAUGCCCUCUACGCUGGACCUAAUCACUCACUCCUCCAUAAACUGCAACUGGUUCAGAACGCAGCAGCACGUCUCAUCUCCAACUCCUCAAAGCACGCACAGAUCACCCCGGCCCUCCGAGCGCUCCACUGGCGUUUCAGAGUCCAGUACAAGAUCCUGCUGAUCCUCUUCAAGGCCAUAAAUGGACAGGCCCCUGCCUACAUCAAAGAGCUGCUGGCUAUUUAUCAACCUGCCAGGACUCUCCGCUCAUCAAACCACAUCUCCUUGGUUGUCCCCAGGGCAAGAUAUAAAAAGUAUGGAGACCGCUCUUUUGCCAUUCACGGCCCUAAGCUCUGGAACUCUCUUCCACCACAGCUGCAGACUAUCUCUGAUCUUAAUGCUUUUAAAUGUCAUCUUAAAAUGCACUUGUACCACCUGGCGUUUAAUGCUUAG
Molecule: messenger RNA, 705 nt
Organism: Chelmon rostratus (copperband butterflyfish)
Lineage: Eukaryota; Metazoa; Chordata; Actinopteri; Chaetodontiformes; Chaetodontidae
Exons: 1
Source: RefSeq, a predicted model, not a curated record